This is a messenger RNA of Brienomyrus brachyistius, 1015 nucleotides long. RefSeq names its product gamma-glutamylcyclotransferase-like. Lineage: Eukaryota; Metazoa; Chordata; Actinopteri; Osteoglossiformes; Mormyridae. The transcript has 4 exons. The coding region runs from base 64 to 714 and encodes 216 amino acids. Gene Ontology annotation, molecular function: gamma-glutamylcyclotransferase activity. The record is from RefSeq and is a predicted model, not a curated record.
CAGCUGCUUUCAUCCUCAGACCGAAGGCAGCGCGCAGUACAUUGACACUCAGCUCGUCCUAGGAUGGCACCUUUGUUUGCGUGUGUUUUGCUUUUAUUAAGUUUGCUUCCGAAAGAGGUGCAGUCGAUAAAACACAACGAAACGGUCACAUCAAACUCGACGAAUGGCAACGGAUAUUUUAUGUACUUCGCGUACGCGAGUAAUUUACUAAAGGAAAGGCUUCGCCUCAACAGCCCUUCUGCGGUCUUUAAUAGCACCGGGAAGCUUAAGGGUUAUGCCUUAAAGUUUGGGCUUUGGGGUGACCUGAUGAACAAUGAGACCGUGUGGCAAGGCGGGGUGGCCACUGUCGAAGAGCAGAAGGACAGUGAAGUCUGGGGAGUUAUCUGGAAGAUUAACAGUGAGGAUCGCAGAAAUCUGGACAAGCAGGAAGGUGUGGACCGUGGUCUGUACCGCCCCCUUGAGGUGAAUGUGAACACGACCUAUGGAGAGAUCCCGUGUCAUUUAUACCGAAUGAAUAACUUCACAUCUAAGGUUCCCUCGCCUCAGUACAAGCAGGUCCUGUGCAUGGGCGCUGAGCAGAACGGCUUACCCCUGGAUUACGUGAAGAAACUUUGUACCCUGGAGACCAACAACAGCAAUAGCACCUCCAUGCUGCAUAAAAUCUUUCCUGCAAAGCACCGUGAGAAAAUCCCGUCUCACGUAGGUCAACCUUGAUGACCGCAAGUUUCCCUGCUGUAUAGGACAGGAAGACAGAAUACAGAAAAUGGUAAUUUUGCAUUAACCCCAUCUAACAGGUACAAUUCCUCCAUAAUGGUUUUCAUUUGGAGUGUGUAACGCAAGUGUAGUUAUGAAGCCAGUAAAAUAUGCUGUAUCUUUUGUACUAAUCCAAUGCGGCUGUUAAUCAUUAUGUGAAAGGGAGCUGGUUGAAAGCUUGGAUAUUACUGAAAUAAAAUCAUAUGAAGCAUAAUGUUUUUGCGAGCUGAUGUUUCAGUUAUUCAUUAAAUCAUUGACUGAU